Messenger RNA from Pyrenophora tritici-repentis Pt-1C-BFP, 1722 nucleotides. RefSeq names its product YT521-B splicing factor. Gene Ontology annotation, molecular function: N6-methyladenosine-containing RNA reader activity; mRNA binding. The record is from RefSeq and is a predicted model, not a curated record. Gene Ontology annotation, cellular component: nucleoplasm. Lineage: Eukaryota; Fungi; Ascomycota; Dothideomycetes; Pleosporales; Pleosporaceae. Gene Ontology annotation, biological process: mRNA splicing, via spliceosome; regulation of alternative mRNA splicing, via spliceosome.
AUGGCCGGUGCAUUACCUGAGUUUGGUGCCGACGACGAUGCUUCACUCAAUCAGCAAAACGUCCCACGGUCACUAUCUGGCGCAUCGACAUCUGCGGUAGCAUAUCAGCUGGGCCAGAAUCUACAGAUGUCUUCGCAUCCUUCGUACGGGCCCGGUUUCGCUGUAGGUAUGCACCAGCAGCCGUUCAUGCCUCAACAUGGCUCGCAAUACGGUGCUUAUCCCUCUUUCGCACCGAACCAGCCCCGCCUAGCUGGAGCAACACCAAUGCAAGCACCAUACCAGAACUACCAACAGGCGUCACAGUACAUGUACUACCCGACACCUUACGCACCUCAGGGACAGUACAACCAUGGAUACGCCGUACAAGCUUCACACGGCCAGCCGAUGUAUGGAAGAAGAGCGAGCUUGACGAACACUGGUAUGCAAAGACAGAUUGCUGAUUACUCGCACAUGGACGGAAACUUCCCAGGCGCCCGCAUGGCUCAUGGAAACUUCUCAGGGGAUCCAGCACCUUACAAUGCGCAAUUCGCACCGACUCCUGGUAUGCCUCGUCCAGGCCCUGUCAGUUCAAUCCCCCGUGGGCCACCGCGCAAGCCCAAGCAGUCCGGACAUGCACUCUGGGUUGGAAACCUUCCUCCUGGUACUACCGUUGUUGCUCUGAAAGACCACUUCUCCCGCGAUGCCACAAAAGAAAUCGAGAGCUUGUUUCUCAUCUCAAAGAGCAACUGUGCUUUUGUCAACUAUCGCACUGAGGCGUCAUGCACAGCUGCAAUGCAUAGAUUCCACGACUCGCGCUUCAAUGGCGUGCGCCUGGUCUGCCGUCUCCGACGCAGCUCUGCACCGGCAUCUGGUGUACCCACGGCGCCUUCAGCUAUGAUAGGCCAGCAGAAGAAUGCUUCUCGGCCAGCGACACCAACGCAAGACGGCGCUGCUGACGAUCUUUCUGGAGGCGCCGUAGAGUCCCCGUCACACAAGAGCACGGAAGAACCUAAAACAUCUGGUGACCCUGCUAGCAAGUACUUUAUUGUCAAAAGUCUCACCCUGCAGGACUUGGAGCUCAGUGUUCGAAACGGCAUAUGGGCUACACAGUCCCACAACGAAGAUGUUCUCAACAAGGCAUUCCGAUCUGCAGAGAAUGUCUAUCUCAUCUUCUCCGCGAAUAAGUCGGGCGAAUACUUCGGCUACGCCCGCAUGGCGUCACCGAUUCUUGAAGAUGGUGCCCUCAUCAUAAGCUCGGUGCCAAAGCCCGAAACCAAUAUUGACGCGCCUGACGUGCCCAAAUCCAUCGCAACGCCCGCGACAGAAUGGGCACCCCGAGGAAGGAUUAUUGACGACUCCGCGCGUGGCACCAUCUUUUGGGAGGCAGAACUCUCCGACGCCGAAGAAGGAGACGAAGAAGAGGCUGUCACAAAAACAGACAAAGACGAAGCUUCCCAGCAGGUCGAUGGGGAGUCCCCAGCCGUCGCGCAAAGCUGGGGCAAGCCAUUCAAGAUUGAGUGGGUCUCAACGAACCGCCUGCCCUUCUACCGCACAAGGGGCCUUCGCAAUCCGUGGAACGCCAACCGCGAAGUCAAGAUUGCUAGGGAUGGCACUGAGCUUGAACCUAGCGUUGGAGAGCGUUUGGUGCAGAUGUUCCACCGAGGCCCUUCUGCCGCCACUGUUGCUGCACCAGUAAUGCCCGGUGGGCCGGUCGGCAUGAUCCCUCAGAUGCGAUCUUUCUAG